Messenger RNA from Schistosoma mattheei, 5503 nucleotides. NCBI's taxonomy places the organism in Eukaryota, Metazoa, Platyhelminthes, Trematoda, Strigeidida, Schistosomatidae. The record is from the annotation of a GenBank genome assembly.
UGCUGCGGUGUUUUUUCGCGUUGGUUUGUUUCAAGUUCUUGGCAGAAUACAGGCUAUCUUUUUCCUUUUUAUUUCUCAUUUGAAAUCCGAGUUUUUAUCAUUCACUGCUCAAGCUGAAUCCUGACCAGAAUGGUGUUGUUAUCUCUUCAAUAAUGUUAAUAAGUGCAUCGAUUUUUAUAUAAGAAUAGCCUAUGUACUAUUUACACUUUAUUUUUUAACGAAAGUUCUACAUUUAUCCUCAGCGAAAUCUCCUUAGAUUUUGCUUCUUGGAGGGUUUGGAAGAGUUACAUAUGUUACAUAUGUAACAACUGAAUAGAAUAUUCUAUUCAGUUGUACUUGCAGCCCAUGAUGGUUUUAAUUGUCACGCUCAAGGAAUUGAAAUCUCAGCGUGUAAGAAACAAAUAAGGAUAAGGAACAAAAGGUUUUUGUUUGUGGUAUUAUGAACAGCAGUAUGAUAUUGAGGACUAGCAAUUUACGGCAAUCAGUCAACUACGACGUAGGAUCAGGUACAUAUGUGCAUCGGCCCAAGCUGCCAUACCUCAUCGGUACAACAAGAUGAACACCAGAUUCAUAGAAGUAGUUAAUUCAGUGGUGGUAAUAUAUAAAAGAAAGAUUGCAUAUAAGGACAUAGUACAGAACAAAGGAAUUAGUUCGUAGAAAGAAAGAUAUGAAGCGAUUUUAAUCUCUUAGUUUAAGGGAAGACAGAGAGUGCACACACCGACGCCUUUGUGAUCUAUUCUGAGCCAUGUCACUCAGAGUCUUCAACCAUUGGUUACGAUAUUCACACGGACCCCAACCGAGUAGUCUGCAUCUACUAACAUGGCUCAGACCAGAAGUUAUUAACUUCAAACACUGAUGCUACGUUUUGGUUUGGCCUCCCCUAACGUUCUUCCAGCCAUUCCCAACACCGGUUAGCAUUGUGCGUUGCGGUAAUCGGUGUCCAGGCAUACGCAACAAGUGGCCCAACCACUUCAGUCGAUGAUGAUUUACAACCUCAUCAACUGAUUUACCAUCAUUCCCUAAUACCCUACACGUCUAACCUCACUAUUACUUACCCGGUGAUCCCAGCAGAGGCAAGCAAUAUUUUUAAGACAUCUGUGGUCAAAUGCCAGUAGCUUACGAGUAUCUCCAACUCUUGAUGGCCACGUUUCGCAGCCGUAAAUUAAAACAGAACGAACUGCUGAGCAGUAUACUUGUCCUUUUAUUGAUAGACGGAUAUCUCGCCUUCGCCAUAAGUGACGUAAGUUGGUAAAAUCUAAGUGAGCUUUUCGAAUCCAUUCUGAGAUUUCGCCACACACCGACCCGUUAGGGCUGAUCAGACUUCCAAGAUAAGUGAAGUCGUCGACGCGUUCGACUACUUCACUCCCUAUCCUUAGUCCAGGUGUUGAUACAGACCAGUCCUGGAGCAAAAACUUGCAUUUAGAGGGAGAGAAGCGCAUUCCAAACAUUCUGGCAUUAUCGCUCAGUGUUACCAAAAGACUUCAUUUUAUCAGCGUCUUCAACAAACAGUACUAUGUCAUCUGCGUAUUCUAAGUCGAUAAGUGGACCUCCUGGAAGGAGAUCAAUACCCGAGAAUCCAGUCGGCGAAAACAUUAUUUCCACCAGUAGAUCUGUGAUGAAGUUAAACGGAAAUGGAGAAAGUGGACAGUCUUGACGGACACUACUUCAGGUUGCAAAAACAGCAAGUUAAAGAAGUAGACAUACAGGUUAAGCUGGUUUUCAGAUCUUCAAAGACCUGAUUUAUUUACCUGACUUUAACUAUGUCAGCUUAUGCCUUACUGACGUCAGUAAGUUAUGCUUAUUACGCAAGUAAAUUCAUUGUACUUCUCCAAUCAAUAUUCGUUUAAUCUAUUAAAUGAUGCUCAAUGCAUCUAUGGUACUUCAGUCGAUCAUAGUUUACGAUCUCAUCAGUCGAAAUUUGCCUGUUACUUUACUCCUAAUAUUGGCACUCAGCCUCAUCGCUGAUGGAAACUAUGUUGUUUGGGUGUCCGAAGUCUAUAUUAUAACCUGAAAAUUGCAAAUAGCUCCCUCACAAGUCAGGAUAAGAAGAACAAAGAUUUGAUCGUUCAAUUCAUGUAACAGUCCUAAAUAUGAUUGGUUUCGAUUAGCUGUUUUCGAGAUGGAAUAAUUAAGGAAGCUAUGAUCUUGGAACUUACGUUGGUGGGGGUGGAUGAUCAGUUAUAACAGGAUUUUCAACUACGUAAUCAUGAACAGUCGAUGGCAGUGACCUGUGGUAUAUGAUUAGGUCCAACUUCCAAAUGUUGCUACCACAAUAUAACAGAAUAUUGUACUAAAAUACGUAAUCACCAAAUUCGUAAAAAUGUAGUGGGAUACCAGAGUGAACGCUUAUCUCAUUGAAUUGGUUGAUUAUCUUAGUCUUUUUAUCGGGUAGCGAUUACGGUUGUUUGUUUCUGCACUCAGUGCAUAUCUACUCCUAUUGUCACAAUGAUCCUCUCAGUUAUAUCACAAAUUAUGUGAAUCACUGAAGUUGCCCAACAUGACUGAGUCAGUGGUCUGUUUUUUUCGCCAUCGUUCUACUAACUCCCAAAGUCUCAAACCCAUCAUUCGUGACAGUUGUGAACAAUUUUUUUUGCUUCUUGCUUUUCCCUUUUUUGUGUACUGAAAUACCACAGGUGUCUUGCCAGAUAUUUUAUGUAAAGCACGCCUAGAUGAAUUUCUUGGUGUCCAUUUAAAGGGAGCUAUGAAGACCGAUCUUUUUCCCACAAGUGGCCGAACGUUGCUCAAAAUCAUUGCUCCUGUUUGAAAAAAAUUGUUUGUUGUGUACUGCUCCUCACUAAUCCUGGUUAGCGUUUCGUCCACCACAUCUAACAGUUCCUCUGUAUACUUAGUAAAAGGUACUAGUCAAGAAUUAGUGACUCACUUUAUAGUUGCAGCAAACAGUUGGAAUCGUAGAGUCGGAAAUAGCAGCUUAAUGUUUUUCAUCUUAGUAAAGUUUAAUUCUUUAGAAGUUGGAGCCAUUUUUCAUAACCACCACGCUGACGUUUAGGAGGGGAAAAUUCCAGUCUGAGCUACAAUCACCGUAUGCAGGGACUUGAAACAUGCGAUGAUAAACAUCCUGACCCAUCCGAGUAUUUACAUUGGAUAACCCAAAGAUGACUAUUUACUCGAAGUAGCUAUUUAUAAGUAAACUAGUUUUAUUUUCCAGAUCCGUGAUCAGUGCUUAAGUAAUGCUAAUCAACUCUCCGUUUAAAUAUAAAUCAUUAGCCAUUUGAUCAUGGGGACAUGUGAAUUCACAUUUAAUCGUGCUGUACAUGUUAUUCUAACCCUAAGCUCUCGAUACCAUUACGUUUCCAUUUGAUUUUAUUAUAUUUAGAGUGUAGCAUUAUGAAUCUACAGGAUAGUGUACCAACUAAUUAAAUCUAGCCAACUAGUUAUUUUUGACAAGGCGAAGAAUUAUUGGGGAUGAGACGUACUCUCAUAUCGUCACGCUAUAAUUAGUCUUGAUGGUUCAAUUAUGUGUUUCAUUCUGCACAACUUUUUUAUAGGUUUUCAGGUAUAAGUCACUCAUAAUUUUAUGCUUCAACCUUAAUGUUCACAAGGGUUCGACAUGCAUCAUUUUUGGAGGUAAUCGGUCCGAUCGUCGAAUAAUAUGUUUGUAUAUAUUCAUGUAAAAAGUAAACAAUAUGUGCAGCUAAUUACAAUCCAUAAUAACGCGUCUCUUAGCUCAAGAUUUUCUAACUGGUUAACUUUUUAUAUAUUUAAAUACAUCACAAAUAUAUUUUAUAUACAUCAUGAUCUCGAGUUUUCUUUGUUUUAGGGACAGACCAAUAAUUUUUAAAUGUCAGACACGGCAUCUGAAUAUGCAUGUUAUAUUCUAAAUAAGUAUUUUGGUGAAGCUGCCACAGUAAGCACACAUAUUCUGUGUGUUAAAGGUUCAUCAAGUUUGUCGGAAAUUUUAAGGAAUUCUCACAAAAAGUUACACUCAAGUCGAGUUUGCAAAUGCCUUAUUUCACUUAUCAGACAUUCCAUGUUAACUAUACAGAAAGAUUCGAUAUUAAAAUACAGUUUAAAUUAUGAACGAAUAUUUUUUGUGCCAAGACUUCCAUUGUUUUGCAAACUCGUGUUUCAUUACUAUGGCAAGGUUGCUGAGCAGGCUAUGAUUUAUUUCUCUAUGUUUGGGCGUGGAUCUUUAAGUGACCUGUUAGUGUAUUGUGUUAAAAAGCAUCUUCAUAGUAAACUCCCUGUAGAAGAACAACACAGCUAUGUCGAAGCUUUAGGAACCACUGUGACUACUCUUGUUAAAACCAAUGUCCUGCAAAUUGUAAAUCCGAAGCUGUGGUCAGUUGAAUCUAACAAGGAAACUAAUGUAUCGGCUGUACCUUCUCGAACAGCUGAAGCACCUGUACAUGUCAAUGUCUCGGAAUCUGAAAUGCAAAUACCAAAGGACGAUAUAUGUGAAGCAUUACAUAAUUACAUUUCUAGUGGAUUUGUUAACUGGCCUAUUGCAAAUGAAAGAAAUAAUGAACCAGUGCGUAAACGUGUAAAACGUUAUGAUGAAUCAUCCGAGUUAGUGAAAUCUCUUAAAUUGGUGGUCUGUCCAAAUAUUAAAACAUUAGAGACAAUGUGGAGAGAUCGAUUGAUAUGUCAGUUGGCAAGUGAAAAACUUGGUGAAAUAUGCGGUGAUAUUCUUUCACAUUUAUUAUGUAUUGCUACAGCUGCUAAUAGGGGCACAGGAAUCACCUCUCCAGAGUCAGGAGCCGUUUCACGUUCAGAGCUUUUGCGAAGUAUGCGAAUUGUACCGGAUCAUAUAUCCUCGUAUAUAUCCUUACUCAUAGAUGAUGAGGUAAAAUUCAUUUUACAGCAACCUGGAUUAGCUGGUUACAUGUACACAUGUCCUUAUAAAUAUGUCAUUAAACAACUAUUUAUCAAAAAUGUGGAGUAUAUCAUACAAGUCCUCUUUGAAAGUAAUGGGUUACGUAUUUUCCGAUUUCUUCUGCUUUCUGGACCUUCAAAUUUAGAAGAGGUUGAACGAAAAGUAUUGCUUCCCCAAAGUGAUUUCCGACGAAUACUACCACGUAUGGUAUCUAUGGGACUUAUUACAACAACUGAACUAUCGCGAACAAAGGAAUACACAGCAGACACUAUCUUUUGUUUGUAUUCCAUCAAUUUGUUGCAAGUUGCUCGAUUGGUUAUUGAACUUUCACAACAUGAGGUUUUUCGUAUCUCUUUGCGUCGUGAUUAUGAAUUUUCACAGAAAAGUCGUCUAAUUGAACAACGUUACCGUAUUGAAUCUCUUAUCCUGAAACAUCAGGCUAAGUUGAAUGAAUACAACGAAUCGUCGUCUAGUGCAUCUCUAAAUGAUUCGAAUGAGUCUGAAUCACAACACAAAGAAAGUAUAGAAUCUUUGAAAUCUUCAAUAACACCUGCUGAACUGCAUCAAUUAACAGUUUUGUCAGACAAAUUAUCUAAGUUAAUUAACUGUGAAUACAAAUGUCAUACAGCAUGGUUUGUAGCUGAUCUUUUUCUUCGUUUACAUUCUUGA